UGAUAAGGUUCUUUAUUCUUUGCAUUGCAGGUCUGAGAAUGUAGCGCUGAGGAAGCCGGCUCGUCACAUCUCGACUUUACAAACUACCCAUUCGCGACGGCGGACAAGGCCGUGGAUGGCAACACAGAUGGUUACUUUUUUAACAACUCCUGUACCCACUCUAAUGACAUCUACAACACCUGGUGGAAGGUGGACCUGAUGGGCUUCUACAACAUCACCAGCGUGCAUCUCUUCACGAGGACAGAGGCUUGUUCGGACAGAUUACAAAACUUCGAAGUUCGUGUAUCUGGCACUGACCCCACGACCUUUCCGUCCGUUAAAGGACAGCAGUGUGUGUACUACAGAAGUCAAGUGUCUUUAACAGGAACUUCGCUCAACUGCACUCGUCCUAUCAUAGGUCGCUUCGUCAGUCUGUACAAGCUUGCCAACGACUUUCUCACCAUCUGGGAGAUGUUUGUCAUCGGGACGAAGCUCGACACCUCCGGAAAAUACGAACUAGUGCAGGACAACUCCCGCUUGAACUCAUCCGCUGUGACGUCACUAACAACAGCGUCGCGCGUUGGUUGCGGUGUGAAGUGUCUUGGUGACGUCACGUGUGUGGCCUUUAACGUCAUGGCGUCAGGAACACGUUCACAGCGCGGCGUCACGUGCGAGCUUGUGUGCGUUACAGAGUGGGUGACAAACAUGACACUAAGUGCCCAAACCGGAUGGAGAGCUUACAAGCGGCGUUUGGAGGGUUAAUGUGACGUCAUGGACAAACACCAACGUCUGCAAUUAGUUAAUGAGGAGAACUUGACUUUUGUUUUGUAAUGAAUUCGUCUGUUUUGUGAUUUGUGUAACUUUUCUUAGA
Pomacea canaliculata is the source of this 850-nucleotide messenger RNA. RefSeq lists its product as uncharacterized. NCBI's taxonomy places the organism in Eukaryota, Metazoa, Mollusca, Gastropoda, Architaenioglossa, Ampullariidae. The transcript is spliced from 3 exons. The coding region runs from base 199 to 741 and encodes 180 amino acids. The record is from RefSeq and is a predicted model, not a curated record.